UGGUUUUAACACAUAUUUACCCGCAAACAUGUUGACACUAUAACUCCAUUCACCGACUUUGCUUUCCUCUUAUUAGAAGUUCGAUCGAUAACCCUAGAAUUUUGGAUUUGUAUUCUUUUGAUUGAUUUCUCAGCUAUGUCUACAGACGUCGAGAUGGCUGCCGCCGAUGAAGGAUCCACCGUUACCGCACCUCCAUGCUGUUCUUCUUCUACGAAGAAACCCAAGCGUUUUGAGAUCAAAAAGUGGAACGCUGUCUCUUUAUGGGCUUGGGAUAUUGUUGUAGACAACUGUGCUAUUUGCAGGAAUCAUAUCAUGGAUCUCUGCAUUGAAUGUCAAGCUAAUCAAGCUAGUGCCACUAGCGAGGAGUGCACUGUUGCCUGGGGUGUAUGUAAUCAUGCCUUCCACUUUCACUGCAUCAGUCGAUGGCUCAAGACCCGUCAAGUGUGCCCAUUAGAUAACAGUGAGUGGGAGUUUCAGAAGUAUGGUCACUAGAGGAUUCAAUACAUUGCAGCAGAAAAGAUCAUGCUGUUGCACUGGAACCUUGAAGCUCUUAUUUUGGUGUUUUUUUUUGUUUUGUAUUAUGGCAAUAUAAAUCUGAGACUGCUUUCUAUUGGGAUGCGAUUUAUUAGAGAGCUGGUAUUUAAAUUGCACAUAUGAUGUUAUUUUGCACUUCUAUGUUAUUGUCUUACUUCAAA
This is a messenger RNA of Solanum verrucosum, 695 nucleotides long. RefSeq lists its product as uncharacterized. Gene Ontology annotation, biological process: ubiquitin-dependent protein catabolic process; protein ubiquitination. The transcript is spliced from 5 exons. NCBI's taxonomy places the organism in Eukaryota, Viridiplantae, Streptophyta, Magnoliopsida, Solanales, Solanaceae. Bases 136 to 492 code for a protein of 118 amino acids. The record is from RefSeq and is a predicted model, not a curated record. Gene Ontology annotation, molecular function: zinc ion binding; cullin family protein binding; ubiquitin protein ligase activity. Gene Ontology annotation, cellular component: nucleus; cullin-RING ubiquitin ligase complex.